CAUCUCAAGCCCAACCAGGUAAUCAUUAUAAAGCCAAAGCCCAUCACAUGGCCCAAAUUCAUACCCAAUAAACAAAGCGCAACUCCCAUAUGCUAUUCCGGACCUCCACGCCACCGCCAUCGCUCCGCAGCGCCGUCGUCAGUCGGCACCUUGCUUCAUAUCUGAAUAAGGAGGGACUCGGGAGCUGUCUGAGCAAGCCAAACGGACCAUUAUUUGAUUAUAUCUUUGGUAUUGAACUUCAAAACAACAUCAAGAUUGGAACUUUAUUGAUUUUCCCUUGAGAUCAUAGACAGUCAGUCAGAAAAAAAAAACACGUGGAUAGAGAAAGGUAUGGUGGCCCGAAGGUUAACAUCCUUGCUGAAGAACAGAGUAGGCCCUGUGUCAACACCAGCAGCAGGAGGAGAAAAGGAAGGGCAAUCAUGGGGCCGGAAAAUAGUAUCGGGGGCACUUAUUAGCCUGACGGGAGGUGUUGCUUUGAGUGCUCUUAAUGAUCUUCUCAUUUUCUAUGGCUGCAGCAGUAAGGCUAUGGAGAAAGCCAGUAAGAACCAAGCAAUAGUUGAAGCUAUAGGCGAGCCUAUCGUGAGGGGCCCUUGGUACAAUGCAUCACUUGGCGUAAAUCAUAAGCGCCAAUCAGUAUCGUGCUCUUUUCCAGCAUCUGGGCCGCAAGGCACUGUGAUGUUUCAGCUCAAGGCAGUACGCAAUGGAGGCGAAUCUUGGUUUUCAUAUUUAUGGCCACGCGACUGGGAGAUUCUCAUAAUGGAAGCCUUGCUUCAUGUCCCAGCAAACGAGAAGCACAACCAAACCUUUCGGAUUAGCGUCUCGGAUGACUCUCCCCCACCACCUUGCAAAGCAUGCACGGCGGCUUGUGGGCCCCAACAGCCAGUUGAAAGUGUUGAAAAGACUCGAUCUCAGCCUGUAGCUAGUGCCAGUUGAUCAUGAUUUUAUUAUAUUGUUCAAUCUUUGUGGUAAUAUUUUUUAGGAAAGUUAAAGACAUAUUGCAUUAAUAGUUGGUGAGGAAUAAUGAUACAUUACCAUUGGGGAGUUGUAUGUGAACACCCUUGGGAAGACUUUAGUAUUUUCCAAAUUUUUGUCAAAUUUAUUGGAUAUUUUACAUUCUUGCAUACAAAAAUAAUGGUUGUUGGUCUUGUGCUGUGAAAGGGGUGAGUUUAUUUGUUCUCAUAAAAUAUAUCUACAUUGGACAGAAGGUGAUCUCGUAUAAUAAUAUCACUAAAGUUCAAAUCUUCC
Messenger RNA from Striga asiatica, 1245 nucleotides. Lineage: Eukaryota; Viridiplantae; Streptophyta; Magnoliopsida; Lamiales; Orobanchaceae. The record is from the annotation of a GenBank genome assembly.